AUGAGACUUGUUUCCGCACUCAUCCUCUUGGCCGCAGUCGGAGUUCACUCGCUCGGCGUCAACGGCAAGGCUCUUCGUCAACCCACUCACACUAGUACUACUAUCGGUGGCGGCCCCUUCGCUUCCAACAACCUUGCGUUUCCGUCUCCCACAGCCCUGCAGCAACAACGAUGGGACCGGGAUUAUCGUGACAAUGCUCCCAUUGGAGAACCCAGAACCCGUCCGUAUGGGAAUCGCAAUUCCUUGACAGGACCACCUUCCAUUUACAACGAAGCUCCGCAAUCCACAGAAGCUGGAUGGUGGAACGAAGAAAAGAAGAACUAUCGCACCUCAGAGAAUCGCUUGGAUCGACGCGUUUACACGAGUAACCAGUACAAUACCAACUUGAACAAUAACAAUGGCAUGCGCAACAGUAACUUUUUGCCAGUGGCCAACGUGAACUCAAACAGGUACGAUGUGACUCCGGACGAAUGGAAGCAGAAUGGCUCGGGGGGCUACAACAACAAUGGCUACCCUGAAAAUUUCAAUCCCAACGGUAACAUGGCCUUUGGAAAUAACGCUGGUCGUCCCCGUCAAAUACUGCGGGCCAACGACGUCGAUGGACGAGCCUACGAGUACAACAAUGGUAUGCCUCCUCCAGUGGUGCCUGAAUACCAAAACAAUUACAACCAGGUACCACCGCCACCACUCCCACAGUACAACAGCAACAACGACCUCAAUUACGGAUUUGGAGGACAACGUGGACAAGUGGUUGGAACAUAUGAUAAUAAUAUUUAUGAUCCCAACGAUGUCACUCCUGCCGAGUGGCAAGAUUCCAAACGUCAACGCAAUGUGAUCCCCGGUCCUGGCCGCGGCGCAAACAUGCAGAACGGGUACAAUGGCAAUAUGGUCUAUGGUGGUCAAAACAACUUUAACGAUCCUCGCAUGAUGAUGAUGAACAACAACAACAACAACAACUUUGUCGAUAAUGGACUUUACGAUCCUACUCAAGGCCAAGGAAGUUGGUGGAAUCAAGAAUCUAAGGACUACCGCACCAAUGUAGGACGACAGGAGACUCGUGCCUUUGGGGGUGGUCCACCCAUGCUGGCCCCCAACCAACGCAACGGUGUCACUCCAGACGAAUGGAACGACACUCGUGGUGGUGGCUACCAGCAGCGCGAUCGAUUUGGUAUGCGACCCGUCGGUUACAAGGAAAAUGUCCAAGGUCCAUCCCGUCAAGUAAAGAGCUGGUGGGACAAUUUGAAGAGUGGAUUCAGCAACAAUGGCGGUUCGUACAAUUCUCGAUACGGUAACAACUACAACUACAAUGGUAAUGGUAAUGGUAAUGGUGGAUAUGGCACCCGAAGUGGCAGCUCAAGAUACAGCAACAACUACAGCAACAACUACAGCAACAACAACCGAAAUGGUGGACGUAAUGACUAUGCCAAUGUUGGCAACAACGACUACAACAACAACUACAAUGGCAACUACAAUGAUAACUACGGGAACUACAACUACAAUAACAAUUAUGGAGACUAUCCACGAUAUGAUAACUACUACGAUGGAUACAGUCGUCCAGAAUAUGUCACAUGGUAA
Messenger RNA from Cylindrotheca closterium, 1575 nucleotides. The record is from the annotation of a GenBank genome assembly. NCBI's taxonomy places the organism in Eukaryota, Bacillariophyta, Bacillariophyceae, Bacillariales, Bacillariaceae.